Molecule: messenger RNA, 826 nt
Organism: Trifolium pratense (red clover)
Lineage: Eukaryota; Viridiplantae; Streptophyta; Magnoliopsida; Fabales; Fabaceae
Product: nascent polypeptide-associated complex subunit beta-like
Exons: 6
Coding region: 120-599 (159 amino acids)
Cellular component (GO): cytosol; nascent polypeptide-associated complex
Source: RefSeq, a predicted model, not a curated record
AAAAAACUGAUAGGGUUUUUAACAGAGUGUUCUUCUUACGUAUAAAAGAGAUUCCUUAUCGCAUUCCACCGUUUAGUUCUUCGUCUUCUACUUCGCAGUCUGUUCCAAUUUUCUCAAAGAUGAAUGUUGAAAAGUUGAUGAAGAUGGCCGGUUCUGUUCGAACCGGUGGAAAGGGUACCGUGAGAAGAAAGAAGAAGGCUGUUCACAAGACAGCUACGACAGAUGACAAAAGACUUCAAAGCACCUUGAAGAGAAUAGGGGUGAAUGCUAUCCCUCAAAUUGAAGAAGUCAACAUUUUCAAGGAUGAUGUAGUUAUUCAGUUUUUAAGCCCCAAAGUACAAGCAUCUAUUGCUGCCAAUACCUGGGUUGUUAGUGGUACUCCUCAAACAAAGAAGUUGCAGGAUAUUCUCCCUAACAUCAUCCACCAAUUAGGGCCAGAUAACUUGGAAAAUCUGAAAAAGCUUGCUGAGCAAUAUCAGAAGCAGGCUCCUGCAGGAGCUGAUGCAACCGCAGUGCAAGAAGAUGAUGAUGAUGCGGUGCCAGAUCUUGUCCCAGGGGAGACUUUUGAGACUGCUGCUGAGGAAGAGAUUAAGGCUUGAAGUUUUACUGUGUUGUCUUUAUUUUUGGAUGUCUUUUUUUUUCUUCUCCAAAAUUAUGUGUUUCAGGUGUUUUGCGAUGCUCCUCUCACAUACUUUCAAUUAGUUAAAAACUCUUAAAUCUGCUCUUUGAUCUAACGAAGUGUAUGUACCUGACAGCACCUGAGUUUGUCUAUUGUAUGUCCAUUAUUAUUGGAGGUAGCAAUCAAUUUUGGUAUUUGUAUUCUUAA